This is a messenger RNA of Megachile rotundata (alfalfa leafcutting bee), 29821 nucleotides long. RefSeq lists its product as uncharacterized. Gene Ontology annotation, molecular function: protein kinase activity; protein binding; ATP binding. Gene Ontology annotation, biological process: protein phosphorylation. Lineage: Eukaryota; Metazoa; Arthropoda; Insecta; Hymenoptera; Megachilidae. The record is from RefSeq and is a predicted model, not a curated record.
CCGUCAGAUUUCGUGGCGCAGAGUGUGCUGUGCCACGGGUCAACCCUGAAGAGGAGGUCGCCGGAAGCUCGCGCAACCCGCGACCGGAAGGACGUGCAGGUCGCUUCCUGGUCGAACCAGCUCGAACAUCGACCAGAGUGAUGUCAAUGCGAGGAAGGAUCGGUCUUCGUAUCGUCUGACGAGAUGACCUUAACAGAUCAACCAUCGAAAGUCAAGGGACCGCCAAGAUGGCUGGACCCGGACCAGGUCCUUUUGGUUCAAGGACGCACAGGAGAAGACAUCGUCAUUGAACCGAAAUUACGAUGGUCUGACGUUUUCGACGAACUACGAUUCGAAUUAAUUCGCGAAGAUGUACCAAUACCGUCCGAUCGAUACCGCGUACAGAUGAGAGGCAAUGUCGUCCAGUUGACCUUGAAACAAUCGCAAAAGGACGACACCGGACAUUACGCACUGGUUGCAACGAGGCUCGGUCAAGGAUUCGAUAAAGGAUCCUCGAAGAAGAUACAUCUGAGCGUCGACGAACCGAUUUCGGAAGAGGGUGAUCCACCUGUUUUCCUACGAAGACUGACCGAUCUCGCAGUGAAGGUUGGAACUAGGACUAGGUUUCUAGUGGAAAUUCGGAGCUCAACCACACCGAAGAUCACUUGGCACAGAAAUGCAGAGCCGGUACACGCGGGUUCAAGAUUUUCCUUCGUUCACGAAGGAAAUUUCUACUGCGUCGAUGUCGCCCCUGUUACUGUCGAGGACGAAGGACACUGGACCUGCAUGGCGGAAAAUCGAAGUGGCAGAUCAUCCUGCACGUCUCGUCUUACCGUGAUUGUCCCAAAAGCAUAUAAAAGGCCAGAGUUCGUGGAGGAGCUUCGUGCUCUUUUAACAGAAACCGGAACCGUAUCGUUGGAGUGUAAAGUCAUCGGUGUCCCAACCCCGGUGUUAAGAUGGUUCAAAGAUGACAAGGAAAUAAAAGCUGGCGAUGUUUUUGCUUUAACUGCCAACCCUGAUGACCCGACCUCCCUUGGCAUUUAUACUUGCGAGGCAGUGAAUUGCAUGGGAAUCGCUUAUUCCUCUUCAAAAGUACACGUAGUUGGAAAGGGUAGCAGAGAAGGAUCUCUGAAACCUGCGGAUUCUUUGACACCCUCUGGUCCUCUUCCUAUUUUCACGAGAAUCUUGCAGGACGACUGCUGCAGGAUUGGAGAUACUCUUCGUCUCUCUUGCCAAGUCCAAGUACCACCAUGGCCGAAAGCAAUCACGUGGUACAACAAGGAAGGCAGAAUCGAACCCAGCGAGAAGUACCAUGUGAUGGAGGACGGCCUCGGUGGAUAUUCCAUAGAGGUGAACCCCGUAGAAGCCAUGGACGAAGGCGAAUGGAAAUGUGUCGCCACGAGUGCCGAAGAUAUGAAACAAUUUACAACUUGCUAUGUUGCAAUGUCCAUUCCAAAGAACUACAGGAAGCCACGCUUCAUGGAGAGCUUGAAAGCUGUCCUGACAGAAGAAGGUUUGGUGUCCUUCGAGUGCAAGGUCGUAGGAUUUCCCACACCUCUCCUCAGGUGGUUCAAAGAUGGCCAGGAAUUAAAACCAGGAGACGUUUAUCAAUUAACUGGGACCAACUCCUUAGGAUCGUACUGUUGCAUCGCGAGAAACUGCAUGGGUGAAGCGAAAAGCACAGCUGAAUUGACAAUCGAAGAUAUUCAGAAUCAGUUGAACGAAGAAGAACGCCUGCAACUGCUGACUACGAACCAGCCACCCACGUUCAUCAAAGGUCUAAGGAGCUGCGAGGCAAGAAUCAACGAAGAGUUUCAUUUUACCGUACAAGUCAGUAUUUCCCCGGUGCCAAGUCUCGCUUGGUACAGGGACGACGUGCCAGUCGAGGAGAAUGAAAAAUAUCAGAUUGCCAAGGAGAAUCUUGGCACGUGCCAUCUCGACGUAAGAAAGCUCGAAUUCGUCGAUCAAGCCGAGUGGAAAUGCGUGGCUUCCAACGAAUUCGGCGAAAGCGUCUCUUCCUGCUUUCUCAAACUAAUCAUUCCCAAGCACUACAAGAAGCCCAAGUUCCUCGAGAGUCUGCGCGCCAUUUUGUCCGAGGAGGGUGCAGUGAACUUAGAGUGCAAAGUGAUCGGUGUCCCACAACCGAUUCUUAAGUGGUACAAAGAUGGUGUCGAGUUGAAACCCGGAGAUAUUCACAGGAUUAUCUCGGGACAGGAUGGAACGUGUUGUUUGGGGACAUACACGUGUGAAGCUACCAACUGUAUGGGAACUGUCAGUAGUUCUGCGUCCCUUUUGGGCUUUGAAGAUAAAUUUCCAGUUCGCAAAGAAGCGAAAGAGCCCAUGUCACCCAAUGGCCAUGAACUCGCCCGGAACUUGUCCCUCUCAACGAUUCACGAGGAAAGAACAUCUCAAUUGUACGACACACCGCAAACUGACCAUUCCGUCACGUUAGACGAUCGAGGAGAAGUGUCCUUCAGCUUCGAUGGCAAGGAAGUUUCCGUCAGCCUGUACGAAACGCCUGAUCUCACGGAGGAAGAAGCUCUACAGAUCGUGGAGAUGUAUGCUGAUCAGUUAUCUGAGCACGUGACAGAGCACAACGUGAUCGAGCUGCCGCCCAUGCGAUUCGUCAAGGAGUCCUCCAACUCAGGAAACUUGUUAAUGGAGGCGGUGGUGAUCGACGUCUCCCCAGACUACUUCGUCAGCGCCGAAGACGGCGACGAUCUUCGAACCGAGGCUGAUUUCGAGGACGUAUCCAUAUUAGACGACGUGACUCGAGUAUUUUCCUCCCCCGAACGCGAUUCCCGUAGCUCCCUGAAAAGAUCAGCUAGGUACAGCUUAGAGGACGACGACAAGCCACCUUCGAGGCCGCCUCGGAAGAAGUCCUCCUCCUCCUCGAAAAGCGAGAAAAGCGAGAGAAGUCAGAAAAUUGAGUCAGAAAGUUUCCACAGUGCUCAGAAAGACGAGCCGUUCUCCCCAGUCUCUCCGAUGUCUCCGGUGUCCUCCUUGAAACAGGACGACAGCGACACCUUUGCUGACGCUUUGUCUUCAGCGAGGUUGUCUAUUUCUGAGAAUCAGCUUCAUAAACAGUACGAGGCCGAAGACCUGAAACGCAGUCUCAGUGCAGAGAAAACCGCUGGGUCCAGCAUAGACGACGGAAUAGGCGGAGACUCUUCCUUUGACUCCGUGACUGGCGUGCCGAAGAAGAAGAAGCACAGGAAGAAGAAGCACAAAAAAGAGAAGGGCAGCUCCGAGGAGUCAUCAGUCGGCAGCGAGCUCGAUGGCAAAAGACGAAGAAGCGGAUCAGCCAGCAAGUCCGAGAUGCACCAGCGUAUAGAGUCCAUAAACAAAACGGAAGAGCCCUACGUGGAGGACGUUGCCGAUAGAUCCAGCGAGAAGAAACCUUCGAGCGACUCUGACAAGUCCCUGUCGAAGAGUAACAAAGAACGGCUGCUUGACAAUAUGAAGAAGAUGAAGGACCCUGUUCUGAUCGUGAGAGACACUCUGGUGAGCAUCGACCAGUUGGAGACGAAGCUGAACUCCGAAACCGAAGAGCAGUGCAAGAUGAUCAUCACGGAAAAUAUUAUUAAACCCAUACAAAACUUGUGUGAAGAGGUGUCCUCCAUAGAGUCCAAGGCCCUAAAGAGUGCAGGAGACAGGUCGUUGACACAGACUGUUCGCAUUUCGCUGCUGGAAGCGAUUGGAGGACCAACCGAGGAGCUACUUCGGGGUAUGGAGUUGAUCAACCGUCAGGAGAACGUGAAGAGUCGCAAAACAGACCUGUUAGCUAUACUAGAAAGUCUGACGGACCCCGUAGAUGAGAUUCUUAUGGGUAUCACGAAGAUCGAGCACGAGUUGACGGGUAGAGCCCGGGGUGAGAAACCUGUAGCUCUCAUCAGGAUGACGUCUGCUGUGUCUAAGUUGGAUGAGAAUAUCAGGAAGGUUCUGACUGUGGAUAAAAAAGCUACGAGACUAGUUGCUAGCUUGGAGGAUAUACUGAGCACCUUAGACUUCUUCUUGAAUGAUGUAUCUGUGGACCCUGCUAAGGGAAGCAUAGAAACUGUGGACACUGUGGUGGUGGAGUCGCUGUCGAAGUCCGUGGAGGACAUGGCGAAGGCCCUGGGUCGUUUCUCGACCACGAAGACCGAAGUCACCAAGGUGGUAGACGAGCUUCUGACUCCCACACGCGAGCUGAAGGCCAAGCUCGACACCCUGAAGUCAGCGUUGGAGACUUAUGAAACCAAAGGCAUCUUGUCGGAGCAUCGAACAAAAUUAAUCGAGUCUCUACAGGAGUCCGUGGGGCAAAGCAUGCAGGAGAUCCAGAGAGUGAAGGAGAAGACAACGGAAGAGAAGGCACCGGUCGAUCAAGCUAAACCAGAUAUUCUGAAGGAAGUUAGGCUGACACUUCGCGAGGCGCUCAAGUCGUACGAGAACAUCGCUGGUACUCUCGAUCCUCGACUCUCCACGGUGUUCGAUCGAGUCGACGAGAUGUACCGAAGACUGAGGACGCCGCAGAAGAGGGACAUCAGCAUCGAGUCGCUGGUGAACCUGGAAGGUCCUCUCUACUCGCUGCAGUGUGCUCUGACCUCGAUGGCGCUCGUCGAGAACUCCCAGAUGGUGUUCAAACUACUGGAGCCCGCGAUAUCUCAGCUGAAGUCGACCAUGACGAGUUUGGACGAGAGCUCCUUGAAGCCUGCGCUGGAAAUGUUGCGCAGCGUCGAGAAGAUCGUCAGCGGAACAGCCAACGAAUAUGAGGAGACGAUUUCUUCGAGGUCCGCACCGGAUGAGCCUCAAACUCUGACAGAUAGGAUACUAGAUCCUCUGAUCGACGUGCAGUCCGCUCUCAGCGCGGCUCUUCAGAGCAUAGAGGAUGUGGACUCCGUCACGAACGGAGCGCCCAGUCCUCAGAAGAUAUUGGCCUCUUCGGAAAUCGCGGCUUGUCUCAUAGAGCUGAGGCAGUGCGUGUCCGACACGGCGCACACUGCGAUGACGCUGAGGGAGGACGAGACGUUGAGCAGUUUGCUCGAUCUGAAGGAACCCUUACUGGACCUACAGGUGGCGCUUGCGUCCGAAGAGAGAACCUUUCAAGAACUUCAAGUGAUACGCAAGGUAAACUUGCCUAUGGAGAAGAUGAAGGUCGUGUUAUCCUCCGUGCUGCGACAUUGUGAAUCGAAGGAGACGAUUCAAGCGGUAAAUGACAUCUGGAAAAUGUUGGAAGAAAUCGAGAAGCAGCUGCCGAAGACCGUGGCGAGGAUAAUAGAAGUUGAGGAGGCAAAGAGACAUAAUCUGGAGGGUCUGAAUCUGGACCACAACCUGAGCAACAUCCACUUUGCCUUGUCUUCAGCUUUGGAGAAACAGGAGAAGAGUUUCCCGAACCGAAUAACGAGUUUGACCAUCUGUAUCGAAGAACUGAGACAGAAAAUUGGCUCUUCCGCUGUGGCCAUUGCAAACUUGAAGAAUCCCGUUGACGAAGAAAUAGUGGCACAAGUCUGUCAGGUGAAGGAGACCCUGCUGAGUCUGCAGAGGUCUCUGCUGACCCAGGAACACGACCCUGAAGAGGAACAGUUGUUGAAAGAUUUGAUAAGUCCGGUCGAGAAGCUGAAGAGUAUCGUUCAGAGCAUCGUGGACAGCGACGCGAAGUCCGACGCGGUUCUUCCGGUUUUGGAGCUACUGGAAGAGAUAGAGAAGGACACGCCUCUGAUCGCGAAGGAGGCAUCCAAGAAGAAGGCUCAGAAAGAGUCAGAGAAAACUAAGGCUGAGGAGAAGAAGCAGAAGACUCCCACUUUUGAACUGGCUGACAAAAUCAGUAGAUCUCUGGAUCCCAUGAAGCACUGGCUCUCGACUACCUCUGAAGACAGCAUCAAAGAGGAGGAGGAGUCCGGUCUGAGCUCAACGGUGGGUGAACUGAAGCGGGAUAUGAACAAAAUCGCCAUAGAAACAUCUUACUCUGAACCACCCACUGAUGAAAGCUUGAUCGAAGCUCUAAUCGACCUUCAGGAACCCCUGACCAGGCUUCGCAACGCCAUAUCGAUGUACCAUGAGCCUACAGAUUUAAGCACCUUGGAAGGACUCGGUCAACCUAUGAAGUAUCUCCUUCAGACUAUCAUGACAGUUCUCCGAGACCACGCUGAAGAGCAGUCCCUUCAGCCGGUAGUUGACAUCGUUGAAGAAAUCGAAAACCAAAUCCCUAUUUCUAUAAAAGAGGCUCUUUACAAGAAGGAGCUGAAGGAGAUGGUGAAGUCCAUGACGCAAGAGACGCCGGCAACGUCUCAGGAGACCAUUCAGGAAGAAACUAUUCCGAAGACCGAAGUUGUGGUGCACACUUCUCAGGAAACCACAGCCGAGGGCACCCUGGCGAGCAGCACCAUGCUUCAGGAAACACAGCUCACGGAGUCCGUGAUCGAGCAGACGUCCAUCGAGGAGACCUCUCAGAGAACGGACCAGAUCACCAUGAUCGAAGACGUCCCAAAGAAGGAAACGGAGGCGAAGAAGGAAGAAGCAACUAGGCUGAUACUUUCUUUGUCCAAAAUUUUGGAGAAUGUUCAGAUGGACGUGACGGGUAUCCUGGAGGACUUCGAGCAGCCCACGGCUGGAACCACCACCCUGCCAACUUCGAGUCUGGCUAAUACUUUGGAAGAACUUAGGCAAACGAUUUCAGCCAUGAGGGUGGAGACUGGAGGUUAUGGACGAUCCGUUCAUCCAUAUGAAGAGACUGUUGAAGAAACGGCUUCCGUGUUGAAGUACCUCGUGCAGCCUCUGAUUAAUCUUCAGGAAGUUCUUCGGGAGCAUCAACACGGCGCUAGAGAGCUACUGAUCUUAAAUCACCUGAUUCAGCCUUUGAACGCUAUCGAGGAAGAAGUGAUCAAUCACGCGGUAGAGAAGUUGGACCGCCAUUCCAGUUUGGUGGAAUGCAGUCAACCUGUUCUUCGUCUUCUCGAGGAGAUACGACAGAGCGUCCCAGUUGUGGUGAAGGACAUUUACUCGAGGCAGGAGCUGCUGGAGUCUCUUCGAGACAUCUCGAAGCCUCUGGAGAACAUUGAAGAACGGAUGAAGGUCUUAGAGAACGAAACUGAAGACACUCUUGAGACGGACGUGGCGAAGUUCUUGGUCAAUCCGUUGGAGUACCUGCUGAACACCAUUAGCGUCACUUCUAGGGAGCUUCAGGUCCUGGAUCAGCGAAGGGAAGUGAUCAUCGAGCUCCGCAACCUUGUGGAGCCUCUGGUUGAGUUCUUGAGUUGUCUCUCCGUCGUUCAGAGCAGUCGCAAGAGUCUGGUUCCUGAAGCGGCCUUACUAGAUGAAAGGCGUAACGUGAUCCUCAAGGCUGUCGAAGGUCUACAACGUCAAACUUCCAGCAUUCUGGAGAGGAUUCCCAACCUUGAAGGAGCAUCGCUCUUCGAGGGACCACUGAUGUCAUUAAAGAACGCGACUGCCUCCGUCCAGAAGCAGAUUGGCAAAACCGACUACUCCCGACGACCCAGCAGCGUCGAAUUCGCUCUUCAGUAUAACCUUGCCUGCUCAUUCGAUCAUUUGGGUACCACAAUCGCUACUUUGGAAGAGAACGCUGAUGAACCGAUCAGGCAGGUGAUCUCCAAGUCCCUGGAGGCGCUUCAGAAGCAGAUAAGUUUGUCGCAGACGCAUUUCCUGCAGAACAGAGAGCAGCCUGUUGACGAAGAAGCUAUUGUGGAAGGGUUUCUGUACCCGACCAAUCAGCUUCAGUCGGCUUUGACUGUGUUGAAGGAGAAGAUCGACGAGAAGACGAUACCGGCUGUAUCGAUUCAGUCGGCGAGACUUCUUCAGGCACUGGCGAGUUCUACGUCGCAGUUGGCUUCUUCUUUGUCGUUGCAUAGGGUGCAGCUGAUUCGCAAUGGAGCGUCUGAAGGAUCGUCUUUGGUGGAAACUUUGGCGGCUGUGGUUGAUGUUCUGGAGAGUGUGAAGGACUCCAUUAUAGCGAUUGAGAAGACUGUCAAGAAGGAUGUUGAGGGGAUGGAGGAAGUUGAGGAUAGGACUGCUGUAGUGAAUGUGCCGAUUACUAUCACGGAGAUUGAGACUGUUGUGGAAGAGGUUAUUGAAGUUUCGAAGGAAGAGAUAGAGAGUGUGCUGACGAUUGAGAAGUUGUCGCCUGAGAGGGAUGAGGUGAGGAUCGUGGAGGUGAAGUCGGAGGAAAUGGGUGGGGAAACGAUGCUUGCUGUGAUGAAAGAUGAUAGCGUGAAGAAAGAAGAAAUGAAAAAACAGGAAUCAGGAGAGAAAGAUGUUUCUUCAGAGAAGAAAGAAGAGCAUGUUGAAAAGAAAGAGGAAAUCGUGAAGGGAAGCGAGAAAGUAAUAUCUGAACAAACAGAAACGAAAGAAGAAAUGAUAGAAAUGAAAGAAGCAGAGAAGCUGACUGAAAAGGUAGAAGAAUUGUCAAGGAAAGAAGCAGAUGAAAGUACGAAAGUGUCUGAGAAAAUAGAAAAAGAAGAAAACAUAGAAGAGCAGGUGAAAGAAACAGGGACAGUGGAAACAUCAAGUGAAAAAGUAGAAGAAUUGGUAAGGAAAGAAGCUGAUGAUAAAACAAAACAGUUUGAGCAGAUAGAGAAAGUGGAGGAAGAAGUAAAAGAAAAGAAGGAGGUAGAAAUGUUGACCGAGGAAGUACAGGUACAGGUGAAGAAAGAGACAGAUGAUAAAACAAAAGCAGUUGAACAAGUAGAAGUAGAGAAAAAGGAAGAAACAGUGCAAGUACAAGAAAAGAAGGAUGUAGAAGUGAAGAAAGAUGAAGAAGUAAAGAAAGAAACAGAUGACAAGGCAAAAAUGUCUGAAAAAGUAGAAGAAAUAGUGGAAGAACAAGUAAAGGAAAAGAGAGAUGAAGAAAUGUUAAUUAAGAAAGGAGAAGAAGAAAUAAAGAAAGAAACAGAUGAGAAGGCAAAGGCGUCUGAAAAAAUGGAAGUAGAGAAGAAAGAAGAAAUAGUACAAGAGCAAGUUAAGGAAGAUAUACAGGCACAAAUAUCUGAAGAAGCUAAGAAAUUGCAGGAGAAAGAAGAAAAAGUGGAAGAGCAAGUAAAGAAAGAAGGAAAGGAAACUUCAAGUGAGAACGUAGAAGAAUUAACAACAAAAGAGAAGACUGACAAAGUAGAAGAGCCAGAGGUUAAAAAAGAAGAGCAAGAAAAACAAGUAAAAGAAAAGCAAGAAGUAAAAAUAGUAUCUGAAAAGACGGAAGAAUUGUCGAAGAAAGAAGUGAGUGAGACAGAAACAUUGGAACAAAAAGAAGAAGUUCAAGAACAAUUAAAAAAAGAAAAAGUAAUUGAAGCUUCAACUGAAAAGACGAAAGAAUUGGAACAGAAAGGAACAGAUGAGAAGGCUACAAAAUUGGAAAAGGAAGAAAACGUCGAACAAAAAGAAGAACAAAAAGUAGAGAUUUUAUCUGAGAAAGAAGAGAAGGAAGAAAGGAGUGAUCAAACCUCUGAACAGCAAGAACUUGUUAAGAAAGAACAAUUAUCUGAAAACCUUCAAGAAGUAGUAAAAAAAGAAGAGCAUAUUACUUCUGAAAAAAUAGAAGAAGCGAACAAAGAAGUAACAGAGAAAACAGAAGUGGUAACAGAAGAAAAAGUGACAGAAAAAGUGGAAGAAGCUACUGAAAAGAAAGAAGCUGAAGAACUCUCUUCUGAUCAAGAAAAAGUGAUCCAAAAAGAAAAAAUUGCAGAAGUUUUGUCAGAAAAAGUGGAGGAGCUAACAGUACAAGAGGAAAAGGUUGAAGCGUUACCUGAGGAAAUUGAAGAAUUAGCGAAAGCAGAAGAAAAAGUGGAAGUAGUGUCUGAAGGAACCGAGAAACCGAGAGAAGAGAAAGUAGAAGUGCGAUUAGGAAAAGUGGAAGAAGAACCUGAACCGGAGAAAAGUGAGAUGAGUACAACUGAAGGAUCGGAAUUGAUGAAGAAAGACGAGAUGGUGGAAACAUUGACAGAGAAGAAAGAAGAAAAAGUAGAGACACCAGCAGAAAAGAAAGAAGACAAGGUAGAGAUACCAGUAGAGAAGAAAAAAGACAAGGUACAAACAUCAGCUGAAAAGAAAGAAGAGAAGGUAGAAUUACCAGUAGAAAAGAAAGAAGAGAAUGCAGAAACAUCGGCUGAAAAGAAAGAAGAAAAAAAAGAAGAAAAACUAGAGACACCAGCUGAGAAGAAAGAAGAGAAGGUAGACACAUCAACAGAAAAGAAAGAAGAAAUAGGAGAAACAAGUAGACUAGAAAAACCAAAAGAAGAGUCAUCUCAACAAGAAGUGUUAGCAGAAAAAAAAGAAGAAAUAGUUAAAGUGACAUCCGAAGAUGCAGAACUAGAGAAGAAACUGAAAUCCUCUGAAAAAACUGAAGAAGCGAAACAAUCCACCAGCCAAACAACAAGUCAAACAGAGGAAGUAGUAAAAAAAGAAGAAAAAGUAGAAGAAAAAAAAACGAUAGAAAAACCUGAAGAAACACCAUCAAAAUCAGUAGAAAAAGUAGAAGAAUCUCUAAAAAAAGAAGAAGCAUUACCUUCCAAACCAGAAGAAUCAAAAAAAGAGGAAGAAAGAUCCAAACAAAUACAAAAAACAACAAACUGCAUCGUCACCGUAGAUCAACCUCUCAAAGACUUACGAGAUCUCGUUUCUUCAGCCUUGGAAGAACCUCUCUCCUCCAAAUCCGAAGAAGAAAAGCGAAAAAUCCGAGAACUGACCGCGCUGAUACAAAUCCUGUACGACUUACGAGCCACCAUCUCCUCGAUCCAAAACUCUGCAUCGCCUUCUUCGAUCCCAGAACUCGAAGAGCGCCUCCUACAUCUGCUGACCACUUUCUCAUCCCUUGAUCAAUCUGCAGAAAAGAUUCUUCGUUUGACUCAGAAAGACCUGACGCCCGCGUUGAAGGAGAAUGUGAUGGUGUCUCUUCAAAUUUUCCUGGAACCUCUGGACACUCUUCGUCAGGAGUUCACUUCUCUUCAGCAGACGGCAGUAAAAUCCCCAGAGUAUAUUUCGCUGUCUAUAAACAUUCAGAACGUGACAGAGACGAUUAGCCAGUUGAUGCAAGCAAUACGCAAAACCACAGAGCUGAAGAAGGUGAAGAUAGUUGAAGAGAUCCGAGUGAUGGCGUCGAUGAGCAAAGAAGAAGACAUUGAAGAAACCACUGCGAAACCGCUGGAGGAGCUCAUAGAAGCCAUUAUGGUAUCUCAAGAGCACAUGAAACCUGACGCUUCUCCGUUCGGAUCAGUUUCGCCCUCUGUGGAGCCAGCAGAGCAGAAGCUGGAAGAAGAAAUGAAGCUGGAAGCAGACCUCGUGGAGAAGAUAGUGAGUCCCAUACAAAAUCUGCGAGAGUUGGUAGCAAAAAUCGAGAAGGAGGAGCUUGAAGAGACAGAAAUGCUGGAUCUGGAAACGAAGAAGACAACUACCGCCAUUUUGAACACUAUUAUUCAUCCUUUGGAGGAGCUGGAGCGAUCUCUGAACAUCUCUUCCGAACAAAUCGUGCAAACUGAAGAAACGGUCAAGGAAAUGACACAAACAGCUCAACCUUUGCAAUCUUUGCCUGUUGGGGCGGUGUUGGAGGAACUGAAGAGAUCUAUCGCCACCAUUCAGGAAGAAGUAACGCUGGAGUCUGUCAAAGCAACGAAGACAGAGAAUAAGGCGGUUGUGAAGGCGAUCGAGAAGUCGCUGGAGAACCUGAAGUUCUCCGUGGCCACCGUGCAGAAGAUCGCGAUGACUGCCUCUGAGAGCGCAGAAGAAAUGUCCAGCCAGAAGACGUUGGCUGUGGAGACUUUCGUGAAAUCCGUGACCGAAUUAGGUGAAAAAUGCCUGGCGAUUGUCACUCACCCAAAAACUGUGGUGGAGGACGCAACUCAGAAGCUUGAAGAAGUUUUAGAGAUGAUGGUGCAACCUAUACAAGUUCUGCGCGAGAGCACGGCUGAAAUAGAGAUGCACAAAGCUGAAGAGAUGCAAAUGACGGAGAUGAACGUGAUCGAAGCUCUGAAACCUCUGGUCCAGCCUCUAGAGCAACUAGAGCAACUACUGUGCACAGCUGUUCACCAGGACAGCGCAAUGAAAACAGAGUCCACUGAAGAAAUAAAAGAAACUUCAUCCGUAGAGAAAUUGAAACUCACGCCAGUUUUGGAGGACUUGCAGAAAUCCAUCGCGGUAGUUGAAGAACAGAUGACUCUUCAAGCUAAAGAGGUCUCUUCAUCAAGUGUCAAAAUGGAGGCUUCCGUAGCCGAACUGAUAGAAAGUCCUCUGCAGAACCUGAAGUCCGCGAUGGCGACCAUACAGAACCUCGAAACUGAAGAAACCGAAGAACUCACAAGUGAAGAGAGGACUACGGCCCUGAAGGCGUUCGCCAGGUGCCUGGAAGAGAUUGGCCAGGUGUGUUCCAUAGCUUCCAGCCAGCAGAAGGUAGAAAGUCUUCUGCCGCAGCCACAGGUAGCCAAGUUCGAGCAGCAGGUACUUGAAGCUAUAUCAGGUCCUCUUCAAGUACUGCGAGAAACGGUGAACAAGAUUGAAACGCAAGAAGCUGAAGAACUUGUGACUGAGUCCAAGGAAGCGGCCAAUGUGUUGCAGACGUUGGUGCAGCCUUUGGAGCAGCUGGAGAAGUGCUUAUCGGUUGCUGUGGAGCAAGGCACCUCUGAAGAAAUGAAGGAUAUCGCAACGGAAAUGAAGGAGGAGGUCUCUAAACUAAAUGUGGAACCAGUUCUUCAAGAACUGCAGAAGUCUAUUGCAACGAUACAGGAACAGGUGACCUUCGAAAGUGGGAAAGAGUUGGAUGGUAAAUUGGAAACCUCCGUGGCGAAGGCUAUUGAAGAACCGUUGGAGCAACUGAAGGCUUCAGUGGCGGCUGUUGAAGAGAUAGUGAGCGAGCAGACGAGAGAACUGUCUGAAACGGAGAAGGCCUCGAUCUUGAAGUCCUUCGCGAAGUCUGUUGAAGAGAUUGGACAAAGAUGUGUUGCUGUGAUGUCUCAGCAGCAGGCGCAGUUAGCUCCUAGGAAGCUGGAGCAGUCGCAGGUGGCGAUUCUGGAAGAAGCGAUCAGUCCGUUGAAAGCGUUGAGGGAGACCAUCGACAAGAUCGAAGAAGAAAAGCUUCAAGAAGCUCAGAAACUUGAUACCGUGGAGACUAAACAGCUUGAAGAGACGUUGAAGGUCCUUGUAGAGCCACUGCAGAAAUUGGAAACCUCGUUGUCUUCGACUGUGCAACAGGCAGUUUCGAUGGAACCUGAAAAGACUGAAGAAAUGAAAGAUAGUGUAUCCCCUCAGAAGUUGGACAUUUCCCCGGUUGUUGAAGAGCUGCAGAAGUGUGUGGCGACUGUUCAAGAGCAGGUCAAGUUGCAAACAACAACAGCAGAUUCCGAAGAGAAGGUUUCGUUAAUGAAAGCUGCAGAAAAGUCACUGGAAGAACUGAACUCUUCACUGACGAUCAUCCAAAGUGUCAUCGCCACCGAAACUAAUGAAGAAGAAAAAAUAUCAGACAUCGAUAAAAUAGCAGCUGUUCAACAGUUUGCGAAGUCAGUUCACGAACUUAAAGAGAAGUGCCUAGUAAGUCAACAGCAAGUUGAAGUGAAGGGAACGACAAAGGAAAUGGAAAAAAUUGAUGCUAAAGCUAUGGAGACAGUUGUGGUACCUCUUCACGCGUUGAAGGAAACUAUUUUGAAGAUCCAGGAAGAAAACUUGGAAGAACUGGGAACACUGGAGUCGGAACUGAAGUUGCAGGUGCUAAAUCCUCUGGUGCACCCUCUUGAAGAAUUAGAAAGGUGUCUGAUCACCACAGUUCAACAAGAAAGUCAUCAGAAACUGGAAACUUCGGAAGAAAUGAAGAAAGAGCCUCAAAUGACAGUUUUGCCGAUACUUGAAGAGCUGAAGCAGAACAUCGUCGUGGUUCAAGAGCAGCUGGCUAUGGAACCCGAAUCCAAGUUAGAAGUUGUGAAGAACAUAACCGAAGCUAUCGAAGAACUGAAGACAUCGGCCACAGCUGUUCAGCAAGUGGUGGAACAAACUGAAGAGAUGUCAACUUCUGCGUUGGAAUCUUUCGCGAAGUCGAUGGAGCAGUUAGAAGAAAGGUGUUUGGCAAUGGUCAAACAACAGAAGGUAGAGAAAAUCGAAAAACCUGAGAAACAACAGGGAAAACUGGACGCACAGGUUCUUCAGAAGAUCACCAACACGGUUCACGUCUUGCGCGAAUCUUUGUCUCAGAUCGAAGAAGAGAAAAUGCAAGAAGCUAAAGAGCUGAAGGUAGAAGAAACUGGUAUAAAAUUGAACGUUCUUAUCGAGCCUUUGAACGUGUUAGAGAAAGCUUUGAUAACAGCAGUGCAAGAAGAGAAAAUGACGGAAGAAACCACAGAAGAGCUGAAGAUACCUGUAGAGAAGUUGAAUUUACAACCCGUUCUUGAAGAGUUGCAGAAAUCGAUUAGUAUUAUCCAACAAGAGACAAGCGAAACUGCAACGUCUAUGGAGGAAUCGAACAUUUUGAAAAUGGCGGAGAAGAGUCUUGAAGAAAUGAAGUUAUCUGUCGCUACUGUUCAGGAGAUAGUUCAAGAUCAGACGCAGGAUAUCAAGGCAGAGAAAUUGGAAGCUGUUGCUAGAUCUGUAGAAGAGGCGGGAGAGAGUCUUCUGGCUGUGGCGAAGCAGCAGGAGAUGAAGAAAGUUGCUUUGCGCGGUGUGGAAGAAGAACAGAAGGUCUCUGAAGACUUCGUGAAGAUGGUAGUGACACCUAUUGCUGAGUUAUAUAACACCAUUGUGAAGGUCGACAAAGAAACCGAAUCGAAAAAGAAAGAAGCGAUAAUAUUCCUGAACAUGGUGCACCCGUUGCAGAAGCUUGAAGAAACGUUCUUAUCAGCAGUGCAGGAAGUGAAACAGGAAAGCGUACAAGAAAUUCACGCGACAAUGCCAAUAUUACAAAAACUUCCUGUUCAAUCCACCUUGAAGGACCUAAACAAAAACGUGGCCGAGAUUCAACAACAACUAGUCCUCGCGAGAGAAACCUUGACCCUAACAGGAGACACCGAAGACCUAGCAGUAAUAAAGAAGCUAGAACGAUCCUUGAGUAAUUUGAGAACCUCUGCAGCGAUAGUUGAGCAGCUGACAGCGAUAGAAGAACCCGGACAACAAAUCCUCGAUGUGGAAAACGUGUCUGCGUUGCAAGCAUUCGGAAAGGCUGUUGAAGAGUUCAGAAAGAGCUGCGCAGCCAUAACUUCUAGGCCUGCAGUCAUGGCCAGCGUCAUUGGAACAAUAAACCUUGAAGAAUCAGCGAAGAAGGCAACUGAAGAAAUCAUUUCGGUUCCCAUUAAAAUACUGCAGGAAUCCAUCUGCACUAUCGAGGAGUUCAAACUGCAGGAAACAGGGAUCCUCAGAGAACCUCAGGAGACAGAGGUGAAGAAAGCUACGGUGCUAAGUGAACUGAUAGCACCUCUUCAGCAGCUGGAGCAGUCGUUCAUGGCUGCUAUACAGGGAGAGCACAUAAUCGAGCAGGCUACAGAGAGUUUUGAUUCUGACAAGGCUUCCUUUGAGAAGACAACCUUGAAGCCCAUUCUUGAAGAGUUCCAGAAGUCCCUUGCUCUAGUGCAGGAGCACAUGGUCCUCGAAGAGGGCGCGCAGAGUCUGUCAGAAGCGGAGGAAGCAUCUUUAAAAAUGAUGGCGCAGACCGUGACAGACUUGAAGACCUCCGUCGCUGCUAUUCAACAGAUAACCGAAGCACCUGAAAUGGCGAGCGAGAUGUCGAAGGCUGAGAGCGUCGCCGCCUUCGAGACCUUCGCGAAGUCCCUUCACAACCUGGUGGAGCGAGUGGCGACCAUCGAUCAUCAGCAGAUCAUAAUUGAACCGGCAGCAGACACCAUAUCAGAGGACGCUUCUUCCUUGAAGACCUGGGCGGACAUCGUAGAGGACUCACCGGUUCAGGCACUGGAGCCCAUGGUUGUCGACCAGGGCACCAUAGAGUCCCCUUCGGAAAUAGCUUUCUCGAUAUCCGAAGACGACGCUCAGGCCCUGAAAGGCUUGGCCAAACCUCUCAACGAGUUGCGAGAGUGUUUAGCCGUGGUUGUCGAAGAGCGGAAGUCGAUGGACGCGAACGAAAUCGCGCAGUCCAUGUCUGAAAAAGAGGACCUCUCGUUGCUGAAGACGAUAGCGCAGCCUUUGUUAGAGCUGAAGAACGCGGCGGUGUCUGUGAUACUCGAGCAGACCGCGGUGGAGACGGCUGGAGAGAAGUCGUUCGACGAAAAGCAGGAGACUAGCUUGAAUCCUCUGAUAGAACCUCUUGAAGAGCUCUGUCACUCGAUCGCACUGAUCGAGGACCAGAUUCUCGUCGAGUCGGCUCAAGAUCGCACGAUAGACGAGGUGUCCAUGCUGACGGCCUUGGCGGAGCCUUUGAUGACGCUGCAGAGAAGUAUUUGUGUGCUCGAAGAACGAGUACUGUCACCAGAUGUGGAGUCGCUGCCUGAGGAGUCCAACUGGAUCAGCGAGUGCCUGGCGGUUCCUCUGCAGGAAAUAGAAAAGUCGAUCGCAGAGAUUCGUGAGUGUACGGUCGUUGAACCUGAAGAGGUCACGUCGGACUGGUCCGUGGUUGAGAAACUGGUGCAACCUGUGGAGGUCAUCAGGAUGACCAUCGUUGACAUGAAAGCGAACGUCGCGGACGAAGUUAGGGAAUGUGACCUAAUGAAGAACCUGGUACAACCGUUGUCUGAGGUUCAUGAAAGCUUCAUGUUGCUGAAGGAUAAACCGAACUUGACGAUUGCUGAAGAAGAAGCGAGCAUAGAUGCCAUAGUGGAGUCUUUGUCUAACCUUGAGAAGAGUAUAUCGUUCAUAGAAGAACAGACCGCUGAGAAGAUUCAGCAGAUAGCAAAUGAAGAAGAGAGCCGAAAGGUAAUUGGAGCUUUAACCGAAUCUCUGCUGCAGCUGAAAGAGUCGAUCAUGACGGUGGAAGAUUCACCGACAGUGUACCUUGAAAACCUGGAGAAACCUUUGAAGGAACUGCAGUCGGCUGUGGAGACUGUUUCCAAAGCUCAGAGUGAGAAGGUUCGAAAAGAAGAAAUGAAGAAAAUCGUUUCGUUGGAGGAAGCUACUAGGAUUUCGACGAAGCUAACGAAUUCGAUUAAGGACAUAAGUGACUCUAUUGAAACGAUAGAUAAUAAGAUAGACAGCUUCAAAGGAUUGCUGGGUAUUGAAAUUCAAAUUGAAAAUGAAGCUUUGAAAACAUUGGCGAAACCACUGGAAGGACUGAAACAGGGAAUUGAAACUAUAUUGAAGAAAGAAGAAGUUGAACAAGCGGCGAUAGAUUCUCUUCGGCAACUGCGAAAGGCAAUUGAGGUCGUUUAUCAGCAGUCUGCUGAUAAACCGGUGGCUGAACCAUCGCACUCUGAGGUGGCGGAUAUUGUUGGUAUGUUGAGGACACUGACGCCAUGUUUGCAGGAACUGGAAACUUGUAUUGAAAAAGUUGAAAGGGUGUGGAAAGAAAAUUUAGCUGGGGUAGGGUUGGUAGAGCUGGAGAAACCUGUUACGAAUUUGAUGGAGACGAUUAAUAUAUUGCGGGAGAAAUUAUUGGGAACUGAUAUCGUGUGGGUAACAGAUGAAGAGAAGAAGAAAGAGGCGAAGAAGAAGGAGAAGGAAGAGAAUGAGAAAUUGAAGCAAGAGGAGGAAGAACGUAAGAAGAAAGAGGAAGACGAACGUAAAAAGAAAGAAGAAGAUGAACGUAAAAAGAAAGAAGAAGAAGAACGUACAAAGAAAGAAGAAGAAGAACGUAAGAAAGAAGAGGAGGCUGAUAGAUUAAAGCAAGAAGAACAGGAACGUAGAAAAAAAGAGGAAGAAGAACUCAAGAAAAAAGAGGAAGCAGAAAAAUUGAAGCAAGAAGAAGAACGUAAGAAGAACGAAGAAGCUGAAAAAGUGAAACAAGAAGAAGAGCGUAAAAAGAAAGAAGAAGCAGAGAAGCUGAAGCAAGAAGAAGAACGUAAAAAGAAAGAGGAAGCUGAGAAAUUAAAGCAAGAAGAGGAAGAACGAAAAAAGAAAGAGGAAGCAGACAAACUGAAGCAAGAGGAAGAAGAACGUAAGAAGAAGGAGGAAGCAGAAAAGCUGAAACAAGAAGAGGAACUCAAAAAGAAGGAAGAACAGGAAAGAUUGAAGGCAGAAGAGCAAAAGAAGAAAGAAGAAGAAGACAGAUUAAAACAAGAAGAGGAGCGUAAAAAGAAGGAAGAAGAAGAUAAAUUGAAACAGGCUGAAGAGGAACGUUUAAAACAGGAAGAAGCUGAGAGACUAAAACAAGAGGAGGAACGUAAGAGAAAGGAGGAAGAAGAAAAAUUGAGACAGGAAGAAGAGGCACGUAAAAAGAAAGAAGAAGAAGAGAGACUGAAACGAGAAGAAGAGGAACGUAAGAAAAUGGAAGAGGAUAAACUGAAAGAAGAGGAGGAGGCACGUAAAAAGAAGGAAGAAGAAGAUCGGUUGAAACGAGAAGAAGAGGAACGUAAAAAGAAGGAAGAGGAAGAAAAACUGAAACAAGAAGAAGAGGCGCGUAAAAAGAAGGAGGAAGAAGAAAGAUUAAAAAUGGAAGAGGAGCGUAAGAAAAAGGAAGAAGAAGAGAAAUUAAAACAAGCAGAAGAAGAACGUAAAAAGAAAGAAGAAGAAGAACGGAAACAGAAGGAGGAACAGGAAAAAUUAAGACAAGAAGAGGAGAAAAAGAAACAGGAGGAAGAAAAGUUGAAACAAGAAGAGGAAGCACGUAAGAAGAAAGAAGAAGAAGAGAAGCUGAAACAAGAGAAGGAAAAGAAACAAAAGGAGGAAGAAGACAAAUUGAAACGAGAGGAAGAAGAACGUAAGAAGAAAGAAGAGGCUGAAAGACUGAAACAAGAAGAAGAACGAAAAUUAAAGGAGGAAGAAGAGAAACGUAAACGCGAGGAAGAAGAACGCAAAAAGAAAGAGGAGCAAGAAAAACUGGAGCAGGAAGAACGCAAAAGAAAAGAGGAAGAGGAAAAACGAAAGCAAGAAGAGCAAGAGCGUAAAGAAAAAGAACAAGCUGAGAAAUUAAAACAGGAAGAAGAACGAAAGAAGGCAGAGGAAGAAAGAUUAAAACAGGAAGAAGAACGCAAGAAGAAAGAGCAGGAAGAAAAAUUAAAACUUGAAAACCGUAAAAAGAAAGAGGAAGAAGAAAAAUUGAAACAGGAAGAAGAACUAAAGAAGAAGGAGGAGGCUGAAAAGUUCAAACAGGAAGAGGACAAAAAGAAGAAGGACGAAGAAGAAAGGCUAAGAAAGGAAGAAGAAGAACGUAAAAAGGCUGAAGAAGAAAAGAAAUUGAAGCAAGAAGAGGAGCGCAAAAAGAAGGAAGAAGCUGAGAGGAUCAAACAGGAAGAAGAAGAAAGGAAGAAAAAGGAAGAAGCUGAGAAAUUGAAGCAGGAAGAGGAACAUAAGAAGAAGGAACAGGAAGAAGAGCAACGUAAAGCGGAGGAGAAAGCGAAGAAGAAAAAGGAGAAGGAAGAACGUAAGAAGAAAGAAGAGGCUGAAAAGUUCAAGGAAGAAGCGGAACGCAAGAAGAAAGAGGAAGCUGAAAAGUUGAAGGAAGAAGAAGAACAACGUAAAAAGAAGGAAGAAGCUGAAAAUCUAAAGCAGGAAGAACAAAAGAAGAAAGAAAAUGCCGAGAAAAAGAAGGAGAAAGAAGAGAGUAAAAAGAAAGAGGCUGAGAAAUUAAAGGAAGAGGAAGAACGUAAGAAAAAAGAAGAAACUGAAAAGUUAAAAGAAGAAGAACGUAAAAAGCAGGAAGAAGCUCAGAAGUUAAAAGAAGAAGAACGCAAAAAGAAAGAAGAAGCUGAAAAACAGAAGCAAGAAGAAGAAAAACGUAAACAAGAGGAAGUAGCAAAGAAGAAAGAAAAAGAACAGGCAGAGAAACAAAAGCAAGAAGAAGAAAUUUCCAAGAAAGCCGAAUCUGACUCCUUAAGGAAGAAAGAAGAAAAGUUAAAACGCAAGAAAGAGGAGUUAAAACAACAGCGAGAAGAAGACGAAAGAAAAGAAAAAGAAGAAGCGGAGAAACGCAGGAAGGAGCAAGAACAAAGAAAGAAAGAAAGAGAAGAGCGUGCCAAAAAAGAAGAAGAAGAACGCGCCAAGCGCGAGGAGGAGGAGCGUAAGAAGAAAGAAGAGAAAGCAAAACAGAGGAAAGAAGAAGAAGAACGUCGUCGAGCCGAAGAAGCUGAAAGGUUAAAGAAAGAACAAGAAAAAGAAGAACAAAGAAGAGAAGAAGCAAAGCGUCGACGCGAAGAACAAGAAAGACAAAUCAGACAGGAAACGGAGAAGAUCAGAAAGGCUGAAGAAGAGAGGCUACGAAAAGAAGACGAGGUUCGCGAGUGUAGAAGAAAAGAGCGAGACAUGCGACGCCAAGAGGAAGAAUCGAAACUACGCAAAGAAGAAGAGGAGAGGAUAAAAAGGGAGGAAGAAAGAAGAAGAAAGAGAAAGGAGGCAGAAAGACAGUGGAAAGAAGACGAAGAAGCAAUACGAAGAAAAGAAACCGAGCGUCUGGAACGCAGGAGAGCAGAGGACCGUCAAAAACGGGAAGAAAUGGACCGUCUCCGAAGAGAAGACGAAGAAAGGCGGCGCAGAAGAGACGAAGACAGGCAAACGAGACGGGAAGAAACAGUAAAAGCCUUGAAGGAAGAACACGAACGUCUGAAGAGACGACACGAAGAAGAAACCUCCAGACUUCGGAAGAGAAGACAGGAGCAGCUAAGAGACGACAGUUGGUCCCGAAUGAGACAGACCGAAUCUGACCAACUACUGAAGAGAUCCGACGACAGCUUUAGACUCAAAACCUAUUCUUCGGAUAUCGAUUUCUGGAGGGACAAGAUGCAUCGAUACGAUUCCGGUUUCGAAUCCGCGCUUUCUAGCGCGUCGCGGUCAUAUAGUUGGAGGGAUUCCUUGACUUCGCUGACGAGAAGAAGAGUGGACGAUUUUAUCGAUUAUAAGCUGAGGGACACCUCGAUGGACAGGUACUACUUCGACACGGACGGGUACUAUCGAAGAAGAAGAAAGAGGGACGAACGAAUCACUCGAGCUAGGUCGAUUAGUUUGUUGAAGUACGACGACUAUUCGACCGGGGAUAGCGAUACGACUAUCACACCUGCCAGCCCUAAAUUGUCUAGGUACAGCAGAACGAAAACGAGUAGUCGAACCGACCUGGAUGACCGAGGGUCGAGUCUAUCGCUGUACCUGCCGCCUAUUAAGAGCGAGAUCACACCACGUGAAAAAGGAAAGAAACCAUCGUUCUGCACGCGACUGACAAACAGAACCGUAGGCGAUGGUAUGAGAACAAGGUUAACGUGCACCGUACUGGGUCAUCCAGAACCACGAGUCUAUUGGACGAAGGAUGGCGAGAAACUCGACAUGACUUCUAACAAAUAUCGAAUUCGAUUCGAUAACGGUAUGGCUUAUUUCGAAUUGCAUGAAGCACACCUCGAAGAUUCCGGACUGUAUACAUGUGUUGCCGAGAAUGUUCAUGGAGUCGCGAGCACCGAAUCCGCGUUAAAAGUUUACCCUGAUUUCCAACCAGCUCUGUCACCCCCUACCUUCACCAGAUCCAUUAAGGACACUUAUCGACCUUCUGACAACGAGUUGAUUUUGGAAUGUCGAGUACGCGGCCAUCCUGUGCCACUGAUCUCUUGGUUGAAGGACGGUUGCAUUUUACAAGGCGAUCGUUACAAACAAUGUUAUUUGGACGAUGGAAUUUAUCGAUUAGAAAUUGCUGCACCGAAUUCGACGGACAGCGGACGAUACACCUGCAGAGCGAUGAACGACCUACGGACUGAAGAAAUAUCACACGUGGUUCAAUUUAACGAACGAGAUCGACGAGUUACGAGCAAACACGACAAAUAUUUAGACGACUACAGCAUCGAAGCUUUAAGGAGGCCUCGUUUCUCCAAUUAUUUGAGCGAUUACAGUGUUCCAACUGGUGGCACCAUUGCUCUUCAAGUUGAAGUUAAAGGAGUACCAGCACCGGAAGUAAGAUGGUUCCGUGGCGAAAAGAAAGAACCCGUUUCAAUUCCCAAAGCAAAAACCUUCACAGAAUCUGGAGUGCACACAUUAGUUCUACCGGAAGUGACUGAAUCCGAGAGAGGAACAUACAUGUGCAGAGCAAUCAACGCUUAUGGUCACGUGGAUAGUAUCGCCACUGUGGAUGUGAUAUCACCUAGUGCAAUCGAUGGUGGAAAGCCGGCCAUGUUCGUUUCGAGGCCUUCGGAAAAAUCUAUCACUGUCACCUCCGGAGAAGAUGUCAGCGUGUCCUUCAGAUUUUCCGGAGUACCCAAACCCAAAGUGAUUUGGAUGAAAGGAUUGACGGACAUCACCGAUGGUCUCCGAUCUCACAAGGAAGUAAUCGAUGACUACGUGAGACUGACCUUGAAGAGGGUGACACCUUCCGAUGAGGGCACCUACUGUAUACUUCUCAAAAAUAGAUACGGUUGCGACAGAAGUUUCUUCUCCAUCAAGGUGAAACAACGUGCAAGGUCACUGACGCCUGAUUGGAGUUCUAUGAGCAGCCGCACGGAAACCGGAAGUCUUCUUGGUCUCUCGAGCGACAGCCGCGACGAUGAAAUGUCCUACGUGAAAAAUGUUCCAGGACCAAUUAGCAGUGAACCAGUCGUUGUUGACGGAGGCAAAAAUUGGCUGUCAUUGAGUUGGGGAAAAGCUGAAAGAAGAGGACCAGCACCUGUCAUUGCUUAUAGAGUUGACGCUUGGUUACUAGGGAGUGACGGUGGAGCACGAUGGGUCGAGCUUGGAAUGACACCAAUCAACGCGUUCGACGCGUUCAACCUAAAACCCGGCGGGGAAUACAAAUUCCAAGUGACCCCAAGAAAUCGUUAUGGCUGGGGAGAGUCUGUCACGAUGACGAACUCCGUGAGGGUCAGCGAGGCCCUCGAUCUUCCGGAGUUCACCAAGAUCUUGCCAGGUCAGCUCAAGGUCCUCGAGGGAACGACAGUCGAAUUGGAAUGCGAGAUACGUAUGGAUUCAAAGGUAGACGUAAAAUGGUAUCGAGAGUCAACAGAGAUUGAUCCAAACAGUGAUCCCAGAUAUUCGAUCAAUUAUAACGGAUCGAAAUGUUCGCUUACUAUCGAGAAGGUUCAGGAGAUCGAUAAUGGUAGAUAUGUUUGUGAAGCGAGUAAUCUGGCUGGAAAAGCGUCAUCGUUCGCUAGGGUGCUCGUUGUUGAUGAUCCAAAGAUCAUCGAAGCAGAUGCAAAACUUAAAUCAAGGGUGCUAGCUGAUGAUACUGAAGAUCGACCACCAGAAUUUACCAUGAGAAUUCGUGACAGAAGGGUUCAAGCUACAUACCCUGUGAGAUUAACUUGUCAAGUGACUGGACAGCCAGUUCCUGAGGUCACGUGGUUCAAAAAUGGCGCAGAGAUUCGUCAAGAUGAACGCCACAUAUUCUGGGACGACGACUCGAACUUCCAUACCCUGGAGAUCACUCAUUCAACUCUGGAAGAUUCCGGCUGUUACAUGGUGACAGCGAAAAAUGUGAACGGUUCGGUGUCCUGUCGAUGUGUCCUGGUCGUCGACAAAGGGAUUCGUGCUUACAUAGCUCCAGAAUUUUUGCGUGAUCUUGACGCCGCUUACACGGUGAAAUUGGGUGGAGAUUUGAGAAUGACUGCUCAGAUCGAGGCGUAUCCUAGCGUCGGUGUCGUCUGGCACCGCGACGGAAAUCGUCUCCGUCCAAGCAGAAGAACAGUGAUGACCUUGAACCACGACGGCACGAUCGAGCUGACCUUGGCAAAGGUCACCCCAAGGGACGCCGGUGUAUAUUGUUGUACAGCCACCAACGAAGUUGGACACGCUGAGACUUCUACGAGGGUAUCCAUUAUUGGCACUGAAACUCAAGGUGAAAACUCGUCCCUCGAAGGUCUGCCAACUGUCACAGUGGCUACGCCAGACAUACCAUACUCGAAGGAACCAUUGUUCGUUAGGAAACCUCUGUCUACCGAAGCUAUCGAAGGUGAUACUGUUAUUAUUUCUUGUGAAGUGGUUGGGGACCCCAAACCGGAAGUCAUGUGGCUGCGCGACUUUCUCAAGCCUGAUUAUUACAGGGACGCAGCCCAGUUUAGGCUGGUGGGCGAAGGACCACAGUACUGCCUCGAAAUUCCAUAUGCGAAACUCGAUUUUACGGGAACCUAUUCCGUAAUUGCUCGCAACUGCCAUGGAGAGGCCAAAGCCGUGAUUUCUUUGCAGAUCUACGCGAAAGGCCAAGGUAAAGAGGAGAAGAUGAAGAAAUCAGGGGUUACACACGGGAACGUAUUGACUUUGCCUGUGAUCACGAGAGAACUUCGGGACCUCAGGUGCUGCGAUGGCGAUGCUGUUACUCUCGAAUGCAAAGUUCAAGCCACACCGGAGGCCCCUCUUGUUCGAUGGGAACGUGGGGGAAAGAUUUUGCAAAUGGGUGGCGACUUCUCAUCAGAAUUCGACGGAGAGACAGCCCGUCUCAGCAUCCAGCACGUCUACCCCGAGGACGAGGGCGAAUACACCUGCGUGGCUUACAACGACCUCGGAAAAGCAUUCACAUCAGCAUGUUUAAUAGUGGACGUACCUGAGGGGAAGGAAAACGUUCUGAGCCAAAGACUCACGAGGCCUGCAGGUUUGUUGUCUGCGGGAUCUACGCCGAGAUCGACGCCGAGGUCUACGCCGAUCAGAAGCUUGUCUCCUGCUGUUUCACAUGGCCGUGAAUUAAGAUCUCCACAGUUAUUGCCACGAAGUAGAUCCAUGUCAAGACGACAGAAAAUUAGUCCACCGAAAUUUUACGCGGUGCCGCACAACCGGGUCGUCGAAGAAGGUGAAACCGUACGAUUCCAGUGCGCCGUUGUUGGUCAUCCAACACCAUGGGUGAAAUGGGACAAGAAUGGUCUAGCUGUAACCCCUACAGCGAGGAUCUCCAUAAAGGAGAGAGACGAUGUGAAGAUACUGGAGAUCGUAGAGGUCACGCAAGAAGACGCGGGGUUGUACAGGGUGACUGUGGAGAAUGAUUAUGGCCGCAUCGAAGCGAGUGCUCGUCUGGAAAUAAUUAAUCGUCAGCUGCUUGGUCCAGUGUCUCGAACCAUCAGAACCAGAAGUGCGUCACCCAGAACUUAUCCAUACUUUGGACGAAGCCUUCUGGACACCACAAGUAGGAUAAAUGGACGACUAUAUCUGGAUUGCAGCAUCCGAGGAACGCCAAGUCCGACGCCCACGUGGUUCAGAAAUGGACGACCAUUAGAGCGAUCAAGCCGGAUAAAAAGAUUCUUCGACGGCAGAACCGCGAAAAUUGAAAUUUCAAAGGUGAAAGCAAGCGACGCUGGAGAAUACACCUGCGUGGCAACGAACGUCCUUGGCUCCACGAAAAAUACCUGCCAGGUGACCAUCCUUGACCCACAUGAUCCAUCUACCUGUGAUAAGAGUCCACCAAAGUUCUUGCAGGUGCUCCCAGAUGAGUCUAUAGUCAUGGAAGGACAUUGCUAUGAACUGCAAACAAGACUUGCAGGUACCCCACCAUUUUCAGUCACCUGGUUAAAAGACGACCGCGAGAUUCCUGACAACGAUUGCUACAAGUACAUCAUAUACAGCGAUGGAGGUAUCGCUCUAAGAUUGUCCAAUGUCUGCUCACAAGAUGCUGGAGAAUACACUUGUCUCGUUCGCAACAAUUUCGGAGAAGCGUCCUGCAACGGUCUCUUUGCUGUUCAAGAUUACAAAGGUGUUCCGAAAUUGGCACCGCAGUUCAUCAAGACCCCUCUGUCGGUCAUCACAUCGAAAGGUGAAACUGCUUGCUUCUGCGCUCGAGUACAGUGUGGAAAACCCAUGGAAAUCAUGUGGGCGAUCAAUGGAAAAGAUGUUAGAGAAAAUUCUAGGUGCAAGAUUGAAAAGGAUGAGAACGUGAGCAUCCUGAGGAUACACGACGUGUCCUCCCGAGACGUAGGUGAGAUCCGCUGCACAGCAUCCGUGGUUGGAAAAGGACCAUCCAUCAGCUGCACAGCGCAGCUACAACUGAACCGCCCCGUCCGCAGUUUCGAGAGCUCCAACGUAGAAGCUCGAAACGGAAGACCACCCAAACCUACCUGCUCUCGAAACAAUUCCCUGCGCAAACCUGGAUCAGAUAUUCCCUCUCCUCGAAAUCGACAAGAGUCCCCGAUGCGAUCAAGGUCAUCUUCUUUGCCUCUGAGAUCAUCCCCGAGUCGAUUAUCUCCUUUGACAACCCGAAGAGCUAUUCCGACAAGUCCUUUACUCGACGUCAAAAAAGAAAACAAAACGAAGAAAAAGAAAGAGCUGAGUCCCAGAAAAGUGGUGCGCACCAUAGGUCAAAAAUUGAAUCUAAACCUCAGAGUUUCCUCCAAUGAAGACGCGAAGAAUCAUGAAAUUUCCUCCAAUGAAGACACGAAGGAUCCCAAAGUUUCCUCUAACGAAGAGAAGAAAAAAUAUGAAGGUGGUUCGAAGGUGGACGAAGAAGAAAAAGGUUCCCAUUCUGGUUUCUGUAAGAAUGUCACGAAACCGGUGCAGGAUAAUAAGCACGAUAAUAUGCCGAUAAUAUGCACGGAAUGUUCGCCGGAAGAAAUGGAGGCUUCGAGGAAGGACGAAACAGUGACGAAAGAGGAGAAAGUGGAUUCCGUGGCGAAGGAAUUCGCAGCAGCCAGUAUUGUGAAGGUGCCGGAUGACGUGACGGUGUUCACCGGAAACAGAGUUGUACUCAGGGUCACGUAUCGAGGUCAUCCGGAACCGAGCGUCAAGUGGCUCCGAGCGGGUCGAGAACUGACACCAAAUAAAAAGACUGCGAUUACCUACGGUGGUGGAGUUUCCUGUUUGAUUUCGGAUGACGUCACUGCCGACAACGCUGGGAAAUACGAAGUAUCGGUGGAAAAUGAAUUUGGAAAAGAUCGUCGGUGUUUCAGUGUUGCUGUUGAAGGACCACCCGAUCCUCCAGCGGGUAUUCCCACCGUAUGCUGUUCUACAGGAACUGCCACCAUAAAUUGGCGAUCGUCGCCAUACGACGGAGGUUGCACGGUUACCGGUUACACCGUAGAGAUGAACCGCGCCGGUGAAAACACGUGGACGAGGAUCGCAGAAUCUUGUCUCUCCUUGAGUCUCACGGUACCAGAUUCCGGAAUAAAUACACCGACGCCUGGGGAAAGAUAUCGUUUUCGCGUAAGAGCGGAGAACAUACACGGAGUCAGUGAACCUGGUGACGAAUCUGAAUUCGUUAGAAUCCCUAAGGAAGGAGAGACGUGUUUACAGGAUGAUGAAGAAGAAUUCGUGCCACCCUUCGAAGCUCGACUCGUAGAAAUGGAGGAUGGACAAUUAUUCAACGACCGUUACGAAGUUCUAGAGGAACUAGGAAAAGGUCGAUACGGCGUUGUAAAAAGGAUCGUCGAAAAGUCUUCGAGCACGAAUUUCGCCGCGAAAUUUGUAAGGACGAUCAAAAGCAAGGACAGGGAGCAGGUUCGAGAAGAAAUUAGGAUCAUGAAUGUGCUACGGCAUCCUAAGCUUCUUCUUCUCGCUGCAGCUUUCGAGAGUCCUCGGGAAAUUGUUAUGGUCACCGAAUAUAUAUCUGGGGGUGAGCUGUUUGAGAGGGUUGUAGCUGACGAUUUCACCCUCACAGAAAGGGACAGUAUACUCUUCAUGAGGCAGAUCUGCGAGGGUGUUGAAUACAUGCAUCAAAACAAUGUGGUGCACCUAGAUCUGAAGCCGGAGAAUAUAAUGUGUAGAACACGAACCUCUCAUCAGAUUAAACUUAUUGACUUCGGUUUGGCUCAAACUCUGAAACCCGACACCCCAAUUAGGGUUCUCUUUGGUACACCAGAAUUUAUUCCACCGGAAAUUAUUAAUUAUGAGCCGAUUGGUACGGAAUCGGACAUGUGGAGCGUUGGUGUGAUCUGUUAUGUUUUGUUAACCGGUCUGUCGCCAUUUAUGGGCGAUAACGAUGCCGAAACGUUCGCCAACAUCACUCGUGCUGAUUACGAUCUCGAGGACGAGGCUUUCGAUGCAAUAUCGAACGAUGCUAAGGACUUCAUUAGUGGUUUGCUCGUCAAACGAAAGGAAUUGCGAAUGUCGGCAAGAAAAUGUCUAGAACAUCCAUGGAUGGCUCAACACGCUGAAGCAAUGAGCAGGAUAGCCUUGCCGACAGAGAAACUGAAAAAGUUCAUCGUACGAAGAAAGUGGCAGAAAACAGGAAACGCCAUUCGUGCACUAGGAAGGAUGGCAAUCCUCUCAGCGAACAGUAGACGAAGUCCUACGGCCACAGCCGAGUCUUCCCCCACCACCGAGCCUCCAAAUCCGAUCGAUUCUCCGCGCUCGAUCGACUUCGACUCAUCGCCCGACUCCAAGAAGCCCGAUAUCAAACCCGACAAUGCAGAUCCAAACAAGUCCGCUCAAAACGUGUACUUCUGUUAUAAGACAGAGGUGAACAUCUCUCCGGAAGAAACGUUAGCUUCUGACGAAACACGAGUCCCGUCGGACCUUGACGAGUCGUCCCUGAAAACCGAACCGACCUGGGAUCACGCUGGAUCGUGUUCCCGUGAAAAUGGAUCCGAAGAGAUCCCUGAAAGCGAUACCUGCGCGGACACGAUCCGCGAGGCUCACUUGGAGGAGCCAGUUCCUAUGGAGAAGAUCGAGGAGGAAGAGAUAAUCACGCGAUGCCACUUCGAGGAGAGGAUCUUGAUCAAGGAAGAGACACUCUUCGUGAAGACCUUGGACCCGGAAAGAACCAACUUCGAAACUUAUUCGACGUCCACCUGCAACGAGGAUUACUUCGAUGAAGUCACACGACCGAAGGAGAAUGAGACGUGCAAAAUAUGGAAGGAGAAGAGAGAGGAGACUUCGAAGGAGAAGGAUCCAGAUUCUAGCAGUUUGCAGAAGCUUAAAAGGGUCUUCAGGGGUGACUCCAGGGACUCCGGCAUUGGGGACUGUGUCUCGAAUAUGUCCUCCUCGUCGCAGCACGUGAACGAAGUUGGCAUUUCGUCGAUCAAGGAAGAGGAGGAUGGCGAGGGGAAUGGUAACGGAAGAAGCGUGUCCAAGAAGGUGGAACAGUUUGAGAACAGGAAGGAACAGAGGGAUAAAGGGAACUGUCAACAGGGUUCCGAUGCCUGCGAGCCAAAGAAAUGUGCCAAAGGAAGAGAGGUAGCUGGUGACGUGACUAAAGCUUCGCGUGAAAUUAAUCGACAGCAUGAAGUGGCCACCGAGAUUGAGGACCCAAGGUUACUAAUCGGACGCGUCCGAAGCAAGUUCGUGCCGACCGGAAACGUGAGUCGAACCGCGAAAUUAUUCGAAAAAGAGGCGGCACAAUCGAAAACACCGACGAACGUUCCCCAAGUGUCUCAGCGAACCUAUCCUGCGGUCACCGUGGUGGCUGCGAAGCCUCAAAACGAGAGAAUACAGAAAGCCUUCGCUUUCUGGAACAAAUAAUUCUCGUAAAACACGUUUUUUGUGUUCUCCCGACAGGAAAUAAUUAGUUUCUAAGAAUCGAAAUGUAUGUACAUGUCUUGUCCAUUAGAGUAUAAUUCACGAAUUUAUAUCGAAGAUUAAAAAGAAAGAGAACGAAAUCGACGAGAUAACGAGUUGAACUUUAGAACGUAUCGUUAUCGUAUUUAUUAAACGUUUCUAAUCAGCCAACUUUGGCCACAAAUCCCCGAUAUUAAUCCCUAGUUUCGUUCUCUUUUUUUGUCCUGAGACUUGCAAAAUUUUUUGCUACCUUAAUUUUUAACACUCACGUGUAGAUACAUUAAUUAUGAUUUCGUGUAGGAUGCUCGUGAAUUUUUCUCGCAAUGUAAAUAGCUGUCACUGACAUUUUACAAGCAUAGAUAUAAUAACGUAUUUAUUAUUUCACCUCGUACGCACCUUUUUAGUUUUCUUCUGAACAUAAGGAAGCGAUUACAUGUAUUUAUCGUAAGAAAUUACAUAUGAAUUUAAAAAAGUA